Messenger RNA from Amphiprion ocellaris (clown anemonefish), 6245 nucleotides. RefSeq names its product N-alpha-acetyltransferase 25, NatB auxiliary subunit (gene naa25). NCBI's taxonomy places the organism in Eukaryota, Metazoa, Chordata, Actinopteri, Pomacentridae. The transcript has 24 exons. The coding region runs from base 47 to 2959 and encodes 970 amino acids. Gene Ontology annotation, cellular component: NatB complex; cytoplasm. Gene Ontology annotation, molecular function: protein-N-terminal amino-acid acetyltransferase activity; protein binding. Gene Ontology annotation, biological process: N-terminal peptidyl-methionine acetylation. The record is from RefSeq and is a predicted model, not a curated record.
UCAGACUACGCAUGCGUCGACAUUUACCCAGCAGGUAAACUCCACCAUGGCGGCGAGAGGCCAUGUGCAGGACCCCAACGACAGGAGGCUCAGACCCAUAUACGAUUACCUUGAUAAUGGCAACAAUAAAAUGGCAAUACAGCAGGCAGAUAAGCUGCUGAAGAAACAUAAGGAUCUGCACUGUGCGAAGGUCCUAAAGGCGAUCGGUCUCCAGAGGACUGGAAAGCAGGAUGAAGCUUUCACUUUGGCCCAGGAGGUGGCCACUCUAGAGCCUACUGACGACAACUCACUUCAAGCUCUGACUAUACUGUACAGAGAGAUGCAUCGUCCCGAAUUGGUCACUAAGCUCUAUGAGGCUGCGGUGAAGAAGGUUCCUCUCAGCGAGGAGUACCACUCACACCUCUUUAUGGCUUACGCUCGGGUGGGAGAGUACAAGAAGAUGCAGCAGGCAGGGAUGGCCUUGUAUAAAAUCGUCCCCAAGAAUCCAUAUUACUUCUGGUCUGUCAUGAGUCUGGUGAUGCAGGCGAUCUCAGCACAAGAUGAAAAACUGGCCCAAACUAUGUUCCUGCCUCUGGCUGAGCGCAUGGUGGAGAAAAUGGUGAAGGAGGAGAAGAUUGAAGCAGAAGCAGAGGUGCAGCUGUAUUUUAUGAUCCUGGAGCGUUUGGGAAAAUGUGUUGAGGCUCUCGAAGUGAUCAGGGGUCCACUCGGGGACAAGCUGACCAGUGAGCUGCAGAGCCGAGAAAACAAGUGUAUGAUGCUCUACCAGCGACUGCAGCGCUGGCCAGAGUGUAACGCCUUGGCUCACAAGCUGCUACUCAAAAAUCCUGAUGAUUGGCAGUUUUAUCCCUCCUACUUUGACUCCCUCUUUCACCUGAUGGAUCAGUCGUGGAGUCCACCAGAAGAAGGCGAACACUGCUCAGAGGGUUUGGUACAUCACACUGUGGCUGAAGUGGUGAGGUUUGUGGAGGAGAGAAUUAAGUGCGAGGAUGGCAAAGAUUCUCGUUCGCUCCGAGGGCCGUAUUUAGCUCGGCUCGAGUUAAUGCACAGACUGAGAGAACGAGGCUGUCCUGAAGAAAGCCUGCUCGGCGACCCUUUAGAGCUGAUGGUGCAGUUCUUCGGGAAGUUUGGAGACAAGCCCUGCUGCAUCACCGACCUGAAAAUAUACCUACAUCUGCUCUCUCCUGAACAGCACGUUCAGUUCAUUAAUCAUCUGAGUGAAGCGGUGCCAUUGGGCGAGCAGGGAGAGGAAGGCUUUGCUUUUCCGGAGGACACCAAAGCGCUGCAGAGACAUUUGUGUGUGUGUCAGCUGAGUCGAGCACUCGGCCUGCAUCACUCACUCGAUAUAGACGGAAAACUGCGGCUUAUCACUGAGCUCAAGGCUCACUACCGUCACGGGCUCAAGUUUGGGAAACAUGCAUUGAAGACGGAGCUGCAGUUUUCUGAUAUGUAUUGUCUCAUGGCAGCUCAUGUAUACAUUGACCUGUGGACAGAGACUGGGGAUGAGAACAUGGCGUGGCAGUGUUUGGGCAUCCUUCAGGAGGGUCUAUCUCACAGCUCUUCUAACGCCCAGUUCAAGCUGCUGCUUCUGCUCCUCUACUGUCGCCUGGGAGCCUUUGAGCCUGUUGUGGACCUUUACUCCAGCCUGGACGCCAAGCAUGUACAGCACGACACCAUAGGGUUUCUGUUAACACGGUAUGCUGAGUCCUUGGGUCAGUUUGCUGCUGCCUCCCAGUCCUGUAAUUUCUCCCUCAGGUUUUUCCAUUCUAAUCAGAAAGAUACCUCAGAGUAUAUCAUCCAGGCGUACAAGUAUGGAGCAUUUGAGAAAAUCCCAGAGUUCAUUGCUUUGAGAAACAGGUUGAACCAGUCGCUGCACUUUGCACAGGUCCGAACUGAGAGGAUGCUGCUGGACCUGUUCCUGGAGGCAGAUAUUGUGUUAAGUCUGGAGGAGAGUGUGAAGGCCAUGUCUUUGUCUGCAGAGGACGACAUCCCCUGGGAUAAUAUGAGGGACAACAGGGACCUUACUGUUUUUACCAGUUGGGACCCUAAAGAGAGACAAUUGACUGAUGAGCAUCGGAGUCAGUCUCUCGAGGAAGAGUCGGUGUGGCUGAGGAUACGUUCUCUGACGCUUCGCCUCCUCGCCUCAUUGGCUGCACUGGGACACACGCCGUCACAACAAAACUCUGAGAUAUCCAACGAGAACGGAGUCGGAGAUAAGACGUCAGUCUUCAGCAGCCUGCUGUCCGAGCUCAGCCAGACCCUACAGACAGCGGCUCAGAUAGCAGAAAAACACAUACAGUAUCCAUUCUUGGGACCACCCUCCGCUCGCCUGGCUCAAGCUCUGUCCAGUGGGAGUUGCCAGUGUCAAGCUGCAGCCCUGCAGCUGUCUGUCCACCUGCAGGAGCUUGAGACGGCUGGACUUGAUGACUCGUCAGAGCUUCAGACGCAGAUCUGUAACGGUUUCAAAUCAUUAGUAGUUCAGCUUCAAGAAAUACUGAAUAAAUGCAAAGGGGAUUUAUUGGAAAUGAAAGAAAGCACAUUAAAAACGUGGCCCUCCUUAUUAGAAAACCUAAUUUUCUUUGUUGAGACGGUGUGCAUAGUCUUGUGGAUGGCUAGUUACUGUGCCAAGAUCCUUCGACCUCUCAAGACGAGUCUACAGAAGAAGAAAAAGAAGAAAAAGGAUGCAAACACAGCUCUGCCAGUGGUGGUGUGUGGCUUCCAGGAGCUGACGGGGAGCUUACAGGACCUGCUCAACCAGGCUUUGGAGCAUAUAAAGGGGCAGGAAAUUGGCAUGACAGCCCUGAAACUGGCCGGUUUAACGCUGGAAGGGUGCACACAGGAGGAGGCGUCGUUUACGAAGGCUGCUAUGGACAAGGUGCAGAGCAGUUAUCUGCGUUCGCUACAGGAGGUGGGCGAUCUGCUUAAGAAGAGAGCAGAAACUAUAAAAAACCUCAAGAUCUAAACAGCAUCACUCACCCCAGAAUAACAUGACUGUAGUCACACCAUCAGCCCCAAACCCCACCCCACCACCUACUGUCGGCCCACCAAUUUACCUACAAGUCCCACCGACCCAACCCUCCUGUGCUCUCAAUCAUUUCUGACCUCCCAACUCUUUCUCACUCAACGUUUGUGAGCUCUCAGUCUGGAUUUUUCUUUUUUUUUUCCACUUCCACAUACACCUCUGGAACAUUUGCAACUCUUAUAGCACAUAAGCUUGUAAGUAAAGUCAAGAAUUUAUACCGCAGUUAUAAGUGAAAAUGAGGAAAAAAGACGCGCUCCUUUAAAAAAGUAUAUAUAGAUCAAAUUAGAAAAAGUGAAUACGCAGUUUUAGAAGAAACUAAUCUAAUAAAUUAUUGUACAUAGAGAAGAGCAACUACCACAGCUCCUUGAGAAUAUAAGACACAAUAAACCACUAUCCUGUUUGUCGGUCAGUUAUGUUUCCUCUUUAUUCCUCACUUUAUUUCCAACAAGAACAAUUGAAGUGACACACUCUAAUCUCUGAGGAGGAAUGGUUGUUUUAAUGUGCUGCUUUUCCAGCUGUUUUCAUCCUUCAAGAGGAAACAUGCACAAUUUUACAUUGAACUUAUGCACUCUGGAAAUAUGGACACCUGGCUACCAGCAGAAAUUUGAGACUCAUUUUGUCACUUCUUCCGUUUAUCGUUUUUCUUUCUUUCUUUUCUCGUGUGUCUUGUGUCUCGCUUUGUUGCCGAACCACCUCUGUAGUUGAAGUAUUAUAAAGAGCAAUGUUGGGAUGAGCUGAAUAACCAGGACUUUUUUUAAGCUGAAUUGUCUGAUGCUUUUUUCUUCUUUUUUUUUAUAAUACUGGUAGAAGUGACGCUUGUAAACAUUGUGGAAUCGGCACAAAGAAAUCAGGCAUUACAAUCCUUUAAGGCUGGACUGAAUUAUUUAAGAGACCAUGUGCGACUUUUUGGACAUGAAUGUUCACCACAAAUAUGACUCCUACUGAUGCUGCAGGCAUGUAAGGUCUGUAUCAGUAUGCAACCACUUGAAUUCCAGUCAAAAUCAUGACUAACUUUCAUGAAUACCCACAUACAGUAUAUGACAGAGGUGACUACACCCUUGUACAAUAUCCCUUAAUUGUCAAAUGAUUCUAAUUUUAUCACCUCUCAAUAAUGGGGUUAUUUUUGAGUUGAACGGUAGGUAUUUGCUCUUGUGUAAAAUUAAAAAUGAACAGUUUAGAUUGACUAUAAAAAUACAAGCAUCACAGUGGUAACUCAAUGCAACAAAAGUCAGUACACUUUUCAUUGGUGAUUCAAAUCUUUUUUUAUUUUGUGUGUUCACCUUUAUUUUGAUGCCACUCAACCCUUCGUCAUGGAGGACACCAAAUUUGUGGAGAGAUGUUCUAUUCUUCAGUUGUUUAAGCUGCUCUUUGCUGGAGGGGUUAUGUUGCUCUGCCUCGCUCUUUAAAAUAUCCUAAAGGUCUUCUAGUAAAUUGAAGUCAGGCGACGUACUUCAAGUCAUAGUUUUCACUUUGUUCUUCUUGUAGAAACUCUUUUGUGAUUUUAGAUGGUUAUCAUGCUGGAAUAUUCCGCUUACGUCAAGCCUCUUCAGACUGGAAAUGUUCUUGUCAGCCUCUUUUUUAGUAUAUUCACAGACACUAAUGGUGCUGUCUAUUGAUAUUAUUUGUCAACACCUUUUACACUCACCCAUCCCCAUAUCAUCACACUCUUACCUUUGUGCUUUGCUGUUAGGACUAUGCGUUCACUGGUGGUUUUAGCCAGGUUCACACCUAAUAUGGUGGACACCAUCUGAGCCCAACAAAUUUAUCAUGAGCUUAUCUGAUGAGAAAAUUCAUCAGCCAUCUUUCCAUGUUCGUGAGAAAAGUUUAAUUCCGUGGUUUUAUGCCAAACAGGAAGCAAGGCUUCAUCCAUAGACGUUGAUGUUAGAAACUGUCAUUUACACUGUCUGAGGUGUCACAAAAAAUCUAAUUUUCACUGAUAGCCCUGUGCCAAGUGUGAAGCAGCUGCCCAUUUGUUUUUCACAGCUAGAUUGUGAAAGUAGUGCUCUGUGACAUCAUUUUCAGAUGACGACCACUGCAGCCCUGAUCCAUCGUACUAUGGUUCAUUCUAUACCUCCUGAUUACUGCUGCAGUUGUGUUUUCACAAUCAGAUUUUUCAGUUCCUCUGGCAAUUCUUUUCCAUGUGGAGCCAUGGUGCAGACUAGUCCAUAGGUCCAAAACCAUGAUUAUCUAGUCAGGCUAACUGGAAAUCACAGUAUUUACAAGUGUAUUCCACUUUGUUGCAUUGAGUUUCUAAUUUUGUGACUGUAUUUUCAAUAUGUUUUUUGUUUUUUUAGUAUUUGUUUUUAAUUUUCAUUAGAGGUAAUACACCUCUUCUUGUCAAACAAUACAGUUAUUAACAGUUGAUACAAUUUUACACAAUUUGCCUUUAAAGUGAAAUUACACAGAGGUGUUGUCACAUCUGUUGUAUACUUUUUGUCGCAACAAACUUGCAAAUACGAAUGCACCAAUUAAUGUGAUUUGAGUCUGUGUUCAGGCCGAGAGCAGCAGGACUUUGACUCUUAUUUUUUUUUAGCCCACUUGCAGCUUUUUAGAAAUCCUCCUCUUUUGUCUCAAACCCAGCAGGAUGUGUUUCAAACAUUGGACCUAAUUUGUAAAUAAAAGUCGAGGCAGCCUUUCCGGAGUACAGUGUGCAAGGAACUUGAGUGUGUUUUAAAAGCAGCUGCAGUAGAUACGAUGAGAUUUUUGUCCUGUGUUAAUGAUUUUGUCAUUCCCACUUUAGUCACCCAUCCCAAGAAACACGACUCGUGAACCAAAACAGCGUCAUCAGCUGCAGCAUCUUCUCAGUUUAUUAUAAAUCACCAAUGAGAGGUCACUCCGAGAAAAGAAGCAGACAGUGGUUUACAAGCACUGAUGGACGACUGCUGGCACUGCAAGUAGUGUCCUAUUGGUAUUUUUGUGUUACUGUUUUAUCCAGAAUUUGGCAGAGCAGUGUGGAAAUGUGAGUGAAUUCCUCUCCUCCCUGUAAGUCUUGUGUAUGCAUCUGCUAAUAAAUGCCUUUUUUGAAGACUCAAGCCCAUCUGUUUGAAUGGACCCACGACUGAAGAGAAGAUGUUUGUGAUCUGAUUACAUGUGUUGUUGUUGUUGACGUUCAGAAUAAUGGUUGACAAUCUGGAGUGUCAUUUCACCACCUUCUUUUGUUAGAAAAUGGAAAACAGAAACACUGGAAUGUCAAAGCUUUUUUAAAUAAAAAAAGUAAAUAUGACAA